Pseudophryne corroboree (corroboree frog) is the source of this 1083-nucleotide messenger RNA. RefSeq names its product pancreatic triacylglycerol lipase-like. The record is from RefSeq and is a predicted model, not a curated record. Gene Ontology annotation, biological process: lipid catabolic process. Lineage: Eukaryota; Metazoa; Chordata; Amphibia; Anura; Myobatrachidae. Bases 71 to 928 code for a protein of 285 amino acids. Gene Ontology annotation, molecular function: triacylglycerol lipase activity. The transcript has 7 exons.
GGAGGUGUGUUACGAAGGCCUGGAUUGCUUCACAGAUGAUCCUCCAUUUGCCGACACACUGGAAAGACCCAUGAAAUACCUGCCAUGGCCACCGGAGAGGAUCGACACUCGCUUCCUGCUCCUCACCAGAGAAAAUCCCAACUGCUAUGAAGUGGUCAAUUCCACCAAUGUCUCCACAUCCAGCUUCAAUACCAGCAGGAAGACUUGUAUGAUUAUCCACGGGUACCUUGAUGACGGCUACGAGAGCUGGAUUAUGGAUCUGUGCAAGACCCUGUUAAACGUGUCGGACCUGAACUGUUUCAGCGUUGACUGGGGCUGCGGCGCCCACGCCAUGUAUAUGCAAGCUGCUAAUAACAUCCGUGUCGUUGGAGCAGAAGUGGCUAACUUUCUCACUGAGCUAAUAGACUCUCUUGGCUAUCACCUGUCCAAUGUAUACCUAAUCGGCCACAGUCUAGGGGCACACGCAGCCGGGGAAGCUGGAAAGAGACUGCCAGGAAUUCCAAGAAUAUCAGGGAUGGACCCAGCUGGACCAUAUUUUAGAGAUACCCCUCCCGAGGUGCGGCUGGACCCUACAGACGCUGACUUUGUUGAUGCCAUUCAUACUGAUGGAUCUGGCUUCUACUCCCAUUUGGGUCUUGGAGGCUACGGAAUGCUGGAGCCGUCUGGUCACCUAGACUUCUAUCCAAAUGGAGGAGAACACAUGCCGGGAUGUAGCAAAAUGCAUAUUAAACAUUAUGACCUCGGUGGCAUAUUUACUGGUAUUGAAAAUAAGGUGACGUGUAACCAUGGAAGGAGCCACCAAUUUUUCACACGGAGCAUUGUCCGUCCCCAUGGGUUUAUCAGUUACCGGGGUUCAUCGUACAUGGCUUUUCAGUCUGUAAGUGGUGACAUCACUCUCGGAAAUAGCCACAUAAGUACACUAUACUAGAAUGGCGAGUAAAUGUUACUGGGAACUGGGCUCCUCAAAUUGUUUGCAUUGUGUGCAUUGUGUACAUAGACUGUAUGUUAUACUGUACUAUAGGAUGAGAAUAAGUUGAACGAGAAGCAAACUCUUGGCUCAGUUUUAACUCAGUGGCGCACCCA